Molecule: messenger RNA, 252 nt
Organism: Arabis nemorensis
Lineage: Eukaryota; Viridiplantae; Streptophyta; Magnoliopsida; Brassicales; Brassicaceae
Source: the annotation of a GenBank genome assembly
AUGGCAAAAAAGCUCAUGAUCACCAACUUCUCUGCUCUCUUGAUGAUUCUCUUGUUGGUUUCUAAUGGAUUACCAAAGGCGGAAUCUCAAUGCUAUCUAGGAGAAGCUGCGGUGUCUUCCUGCGCUGGCCUUACUACGCAAGAAUGUACCCAGAAAUGCUUUCAAUACUAUGGAGGCUCAGUAUCGUUUGGGACAUGUGAUGUUGAUAGCGGCACUGGCUCAGCAGCCUGUAAGUGCUUCGGAGGUUGUUAA